UCCCUACAUAUAUAACCACCCUUACACUAACUUGCUAAGGGCCUAACAAACAAAAACAACAACAUCUUCACACUCAAAACUCCAAUUUUCUUUCCACAUCCCAUCAGCUUUAAUCACCUUACUCAUUUCUAUGGCGACGGCGAUAUUCUCACCUUAUAAGGCCAAUGAGGGCGUUGUAACCUACCCUCGAGAUGCAUCGUUCUCCUCAUACCUUGAUACAACUGAGAGGGACUUUGUUCGAACCCUAGCUAAAUCGGUUAAUAAUAGUCCCUCUCCAACUCGAGAAACUUCCUCCCCACGUAUAUCUAGCGUGGGGAGGAAUCUUUCUCGAGUUCAGAGAAGUGGUGAGUCGGAUGUGUUUAGGGCCGAGAGAUACUUCAACGAGAAGAUCAGUGAUAAGAAAGGCGGAAGGAGUCAUGUCGUCCAAAAAAGGGAUAAUGGACAUCCUCAUAGAAGAGAGAAAAUUAGGGAUGAUUUUUUACAAAGGAAGUCAUCAAGAAGUAAUAUUAGUAGUAGUGUUAAGUCACCAACCCCAAGCCUUAAAUCCGAAGUAAGUUUUAAUAGCCAAAUUGGUUUUUUAUUACUUCCAAAGAAAGGAAGUGUUGGCCAUAAAAUUUUCUCUGGCUUUCAAUGUAAAGGUUCUUGUUUGAGCAAGAAAUCUGUUUACACUCACCAACAAAUGGUUCAAUCCUCUUCUCCAAAGUUGUACCAAGGGAAUGGGAAUCGGAAUGGGAAUGAGAAUAGGAAAAGCCGGCUUUCCGACCAAGAUCAAGAACACUUUGCAUUCCCCAUCAUAGACACAACAACGCUUCACUUAAACCGGUCUAGGAAAUCUAUGGAGGUGUUUGGAUCAAUCCAUCACCAACUAGGAAAGGAAGAAAUAGAACAAAACCUCGAAAGGAAGCUUUCGAUCCUAGCAUGGGACGCGAUCCCUACUUCCCCUACUACCACUACGAGUUGUACACCUCCAUUCACAAUUUCAUUAGCAAAGAAAACUAGUCAAGAUGAUGAAGAUGUGUGUUGUAGUGAUGCAAGCUCGGAUCUUUUCGAAAUAGAAACACUUUCCGGUGUUCCCGGUAGCCCAACAUCAACCCCUUAUGCUCCUAGUGAAGGGAGCAUAGAGUGGAGUGUGGUUACUGCUAGCGCGGUUGAUAACUUCUCCACUUUUUCAGAUGAACACGAAUUCACCUUCCCUAGGGAAAGGGAAAGGGAAAGGGAAAGGGAAAGAAGUAAGAACAACACCAUGGAGAAGAGAAAGAUGCAAAUAAGGAGCUCAAAUUCUGGUAGUGGGAUGUUCUUAGGGUGUACAAGUCACAAAGCUUUAGAUGUUGUAAGGAAUUACAACCAACAUGAUUAAACAAUAUAAUGUUACCAUCGAUAUGGAUGUCAACCAGUUUAGUAUUGAAAGGUGGUAUCCAAUUAUCCAAGACCUGAGCUGAUAGCGAAUCUUGUCUACAUCAUUUGUCGGCUUAUCUUUUUGUGGCUCUUUCUACACUAAAAAGAACAGUGUUAACAUUGAUCAAUCGUGCAUUAGUAUUGGUGUAUGAAUAUUUAUAAAAAUGAUUACUUUUGUAUGAUUUUCGCGGUGGUUAUAUGUCAAUGGCAUUGUUAUGAUGUAGUAGUACGAAUUUUUUCCUUAGUGAUAAGAUAUUGUUAUUAUUGAAUUAGAGCCAUGAAAUCAUGUAUUAGUCCUACCAAAGUAGUAUGAAAGUCAUAAUACAUUUAUAAUUAAUAUCUAUGACAAUAUGAUUAAUUUGGAGCUUUA
Messenger RNA from Spinacia oleracea (spinach), 1765 nucleotides. RefSeq names its product protein PHYTOCHROME KINASE SUBSTRATE 3-like. Bases 131 to 1357 code for a protein of 408 amino acids. The record is from RefSeq and is a predicted model, not a curated record. Gene Ontology annotation, biological process: phototropism. NCBI's taxonomy places the organism in Eukaryota, Viridiplantae, Streptophyta, Magnoliopsida, Caryophyllales, Amaranthaceae. The transcript has a single exon.